AUGCCUUCUCUUAGCUCCAUGCCUUCUCUUAGCUCCAUACCUUCUCUUAGCUCCACAGCGUGAUCAAUAUACUCGAUGGUUGAAGACUGUCUUGAAGUCCAACUCACUGCCUUCCCAUUGUCUCACGUAUGAUUGACGAGACAUAUCCCAAUAUGAAACUUCACGUGGAGAGUACCAUCUUUGGCCAGCUCGUGCGCUUCGUUUCGGGCAACAAGACCUUCCAAUUUCCCGACGAGCGUGAUUCUUCGUUAUGGAAGAAAGCAAUCCAGCAAGAUGGGUCGCACCAGUCCCAGACAACUUCGGAGCACAGGGGCACAAACGAUGCGUCCGACAAGGAUGCACAAAAUAUCGCAGCUUCCGAGCAAAAUACAGGACGUGGUCAUGACGGCUUAGAUGCUCUCGUGAUAGGCUGGUAUGGCCCGGACGAUCCAGAGAACCCCCAGAACUGGCCCAGCAGCUCGAAACAUUUGAUUGCCCUUCAAAUGUGUCUUCUCAAUUUCGCGGUAUAUAUUGCGAGCUCAAUUUAUGUGCCUGGUGAACCUUACUUCAUGGACGAGUUUGGUGUCAGCCCCGUUGUUGCAACCUUGGGCCUUUCGCUGUUCAGCUUCGGAUACGGUCUCGGGCCAAUGCUCUGGUCGCCUCUAUCGGAAAUGCCAAGAUUGGGCCGAACCGGAAUUUUCUUCUGGACACUCUUAGCCUUUAUUUUGUUCCAACUCCCAGUUGGUUUUGCACCGAAUGUCACUAUCUUCUUAUUUUUCCGAUGGUUGACAGGCUUUUGUGGUAGCCCUUGCCUAGCGACUGGAGGUGGGACCAUUAAUGACAUAUACCCACCGCCAGUAGUACCAUACUUUCUUUGUCUCUGGUCGUCAGCGGGUAUCAUGGGACCGGUAUUUGGGCCCAUCAUCGGCGGUUACCUUGCACCGGCUAUGGGCUGGCGCUGGACCAUUUGGGCAUUUACACUACUAUGUAUCUUUGUGCUUGUUGUGAUGUUUUUCUUCUUUCCAGAAACCAGCGCCAGCAACAUCCUUUACAACCGAGCCAAGAGACUCAGGAAAGCAACUGGAAAUGAACGUUUGAAAAGUCAAACUGAAGCAGACUCGGCGCACUAUUCUCCGAAGGAUAACAUGUUUCUUCUAGCUCGGGCGUUUACUCUCAUCUUUACCGAACCCAUUAUCUUAUUUGUUGACCUGUAUGCCGCUCUUCUCUAUGGUAUACUGUUUAUAUGGUUCGAGUCAUUCCCUAUUGUAUUUGGAGGCAUAUACAAUUUCGCCUCUGGCGAACAGGGACUUGUGUUCUUCGGCAUCCUGGUAUUCACGGCCAUAUCCGUUUCUCUUUUCCUCUUGUGGAUUAAGAGAAGCCUUGUUCCAGCAAUGCUGUCGGGUAAUUUCAAGCCUGAAAUGGUUCUCCCCCCGGCAUUCAUCGGCUGCUUCACGCUCCCGGUCUGUUUGUUCUGGUUCGGUUGGUCGUCACGGGAAGGUGUGCACUGGGUAGUACCAAUCAUUGGCUCCGGUUUGUUCGCCAUUGGUGUGGUUACACUGUUUAACUCAGUGUACAUGUAUAUCGGCAUUGCGUAUGCCCCAGACGCCGCGUCUGUCUUUGCAGGCGCCGCGUUGUUCCGCGCCUCACUCGGUGCAGCCUUCCCACUGUUUGCACGGUCACUAUUCGUUCAGCUCGGUAUUGGUCCUGGAAAUUCAUUACUCGGUGGCAUUGCGGUGCUGUUCAUUCCUAUACCAUUCGUAUUUUAUCGUUACGGCGAGCGGAUUCGUAAAUGGAGCAAGCACGCAGCAUAAAGGAUAGGUGAUGAACAGUCAAAGCUAAAGCCACGUAGGUCCAGGCAACGACUGAAAUGACUAAUUGA
Truncatella angustata is the source of this 1858-nucleotide messenger RNA. Its product is annotated as major facilitator superfamily domain-containing protein. The transcript is spliced from 5 exons. The coding region runs from base 129 to 1790 and encodes 553 amino acids. Gene Ontology annotation, molecular function: fluconazole transmembrane transporter activity. The record is from RefSeq and is a predicted model, not a curated record. Gene Ontology annotation, biological process: xenobiotic detoxification by transmembrane export across the plasma membrane. Lineage: Eukaryota; Fungi; Ascomycota; Sordariomycetes; Amphisphaeriales; Sporocadaceae.